Messenger RNA from Diuraphis noxia (Russian wheat aphid), 1722 nucleotides. Its product is annotated as acetyl-coenzyme A transporter 1-like. Gene Ontology annotation, cellular component: membrane. The record is from RefSeq and is a predicted model, not a curated record. Gene Ontology annotation, biological process: acetyl-CoA transmembrane transport. Gene Ontology annotation, molecular function: acetyl-CoA transmembrane transporter activity. Lineage: Eukaryota; Metazoa; Arthropoda; Insecta; Hemiptera; Aphididae.
UCGUAUCAAUUGUUAAUUUACGAGGAGGAUAAAAGUUUUACUAGAUUAACAGUUCCAUAAAUUACUUCUAUUCGGUAUAUAAUUUCAAAAAUUGGUAGACGAGUACCUAGUUAUUUAAUGGUAAUUAAUGCGAGUGAUGAUGGAUGAUCCCACUAUUAUGUUAAGCACUAUACACCUUGUUCCAAUACAAAAUUCAGACAACAGCAAAAAAAUCACUAAAGUUCAAAACUUAAGCGGUGACAGAUGGAAUUUAGUGAAACUCUUAUUUUUAUACAUACUGCAAGGUGUACCUUUGGGAUUCAGUGAUGCAUUUCCGAUUUUACUAAAAUCUAAACAGUUUUCAUACUAUGACCAGGCAAUAUUUAGUGUGAGCGCGUGGCCGUUUACUUUCAAAAUUUUAUGGGCUCCGUUAGUAGACUCUAUUUAUUGUCCAUCAGUGGGAAGACGAAAAAUGUGGCUCGUUCCUGUACACAUCCUUCUUGGCACUUGUCUACUGGUGUGCAGUUUUUAUAUCAAUGACUGGUUGUCGAAUACCGGAGAUCCAAACUUGAUUCCGCUUACUAUCGUUUGGUUAAUCAUAAAUAUGCUAGCUGCUACUCAAGAUAUUGUAGUUGACGGAUGGGCAUGCUCUAUGCUACAAAAGCAUAACAUACACUACUCUUCAAUGUGUAAUGCUACCGGUCAAUCAGUUGGAUCGUUCUUAGGUUAUGCAGUUCUAUUGUUACUCGGAUCUGAAACGUUUUGCAACAAAUGGCUGCGCUUUUUUCAUAAAUCCGGUAGUAUUAUCACGUUAAAAGGAUAUCUAUAUUUUUGGGGAAUCGUGUACAUUGUAGCUGCGGCAUGCGUGUCUAAAUUCAAAAGCGAAACCCAACCAUCAGCCGAACAAAAAGGUCUGGGCGUAUUAAACACGUAUAAGCUACUCUGGGACAUAAUAAAGUUGCGAAACGUUAAGAUACUAGGCAUGAUAUUUUUAACUGCCAAAUUAGGAUUCGCCACUGUCGACACAGUGACUAAUAUGGAAUUCAUGGAAGCUGGAGUAUCUGAAAACAAUAUUGUAAUAAUUGGCAUAAUGGUGUUUUUAGUAAAAUUGAUAGUUCCUGUAGCUACAACUAAAAUAACAAAUUCAAUAAAAUCGAUGGAUGUUUUCAUGAAGUGUAUACCAUUCAGAUUGCUGCAUGGUUUGGUAUUCUCGGUGCUGUUAUAUUACACUCCAACACUUUUGAGAGCCAGCGUUAUUGUCCAAACAUGUUUUUACACCAUGUUGGGAUGCACCUUUAUAACACACCAAAUUUUUUCAUUCACUAUGUAUGUAAUUUACCUGUCGUUUGUAUCAAAAGUAAGUGAUCCAAAAUUUGGUGGAAUUUACAUGACAUUGCUGAGCACGUUUGCAAACGUUAGCUUAGCUAUUACAAAGACGGGUUCACUUUGGUUGGUUGAUGUUCUUACCUUCAAACAAUGUACUGCAAAUUCUCAAAACUAUUGUGAAGCUUCAACAUCGAUCAAAUCUUGUCGAGCAAUGGGUGGCAAAUGCAGUACCAUAAUCGAUGGAUUCUAUGCCGAGAUAAUUAUAUCUUCUAUUUUGGGUAUAUUAUGGUUAUGUAUAAUAAAAAAACCAUUAAUUAAUUUAUACCACAGUGAUCGAAAAAAUUGGCUUGUUUACAAUGAAGACAAUUUAGUAAAAGUAAAUGUUAAUGACACUAUUUAAAUGUUAAGAAAAAUAUA